Oncorhynchus masou masou (cherry salmon) is the source of this 1370-nucleotide messenger RNA. RefSeq names its product fibroblast growth factor binding protein 2a (gene fgfbp2a). Gene Ontology annotation, molecular function: growth factor binding. The transcript has 2 exons. The record is from RefSeq and is a predicted model, not a curated record. Gene Ontology annotation, biological process: cell-cell signaling. The coding region runs from base 35 to 940 and encodes 301 amino acids. Lineage: Eukaryota; Metazoa; Chordata; Actinopteri; Salmoniformes; Salmonidae.
CUCCCUCUCUCACACUUAAUCAUCUGGCAUAACCAUGUGGACUCGGGCUAGCGCACUGCUGCUCCUCGCCUGCUGCCUCUGGGCAGUGGAGGGUCAGAACGAGAACGGCAAUGGCAACACGAGGGCAGGCAAUGGUGGUGGUGCUGCCGCCACUGCUACUGCAGAGAACAGGAAGGGUGUCUGGGAGGACCCCAUCCAGUUCAACAACAAGGCAAAGGACUUGUGCACCAUGAGCGUCACCGGCCAGGGAGAUGUCACCAAGCUGAGGAUAUCGUGCCAGGGUGCCGAGAGAACCUACUGGUGCGAGUACACGGGCAAGCCCCAGAUGUGCCGUGCCUACAACAACAACCCUCGCCAUUAUUUCACCCAGAUCAUGUGGGACCUGAGGAAACUCCAGAACGCCUGCCAGGCACCCAAGGCUAUCAAGCCUCAGAUGUGCAAGAGGGCACCGGAAGACGCCCAGAUGUUGUACUCCGCUUCCUCCACGCCAGAGGCAGCAUCAGCAGCCACCCCCCAAAAGCCGGAGAAAGCCCAGGAGCCAACCCAGGCGAAACCAGAGACUCCCAAGGCACCGAUCGUCAAGCAGGCCAAGCCAGCCGCAACCAAGCCUGAGCAGCCAAGACCAGAGCAGGUAAGACCUGAGCCAGCAAAACCAGAAGCAAGACCAGCACCUACAAAGCCAGUGCAAUCCAGACCUGUGCAGGCAAAACCGGAGCAGGCAAGACCAGCAGCUGCAAAACCAGCAGGAGCAAAACCAGCAGGAGCAAAACCAGCAGUGAACAAGACAGCAGUACUGAAGAAGCUUCUGACACCCAGACCAACCACUCCAAAACCAACCAAGCCCACUGUCAAGGGCAAUGCCAAAAAGAUUGCACAGGAGUAUUGUUGGCAGUCACUUCAAGGCAUCUGUUCCUAUGUCAUUGGUUGGUUUCAGAACUAAUAAUGAAGAUUUAGAUUCCCCUGUGAAGAUGAUUUCAAAGGUCUGACUAAAGAGGUGCUCAGAGUGGUUUUCCAAAUGAGGAUUUUGCUAAUAACUGUCACAGAAGAGAGUUUGAACACCCUCUCCAUGGGAAUGAUCGUGCUGACAUUUCUGUCAAUCAAACAUCUUUCCUGCCAGCCAUUUUACCAUGAGUUGUGAAUGUUCCAUUGAGACCAAUACCAAUCCAAAAUGUUUGGUGAAAUUGUAAUUCCAAGGGUCACAAUAACAACUGAACGCAUCCAUACCUGAAUGUGUGGAUCGGGUAUGGACAGAUAGUUAAAUCCAUCAUCUUUCACACGGUUUUGACAAAAUGAGUACCAUGGUUUUUGUGUCAGAAAGCACUCUACACAUUUCGACAAACCUAUGGUACCCUAUAAUGUACACUCCUAAG